This is a messenger RNA of Solanum tuberosum (potato), 1110 nucleotides long. Its product is annotated as glutamate receptor 2.2-like. NCBI's taxonomy places the organism in Eukaryota, Viridiplantae, Streptophyta, Magnoliopsida, Solanales, Solanaceae. The transcript has a single exon. The record is from RefSeq and is a predicted model, not a curated record. The coding region runs from base 301 to 1110 and encodes 269 amino acids.
AGCCAUAUACUUGCUAAAGGAUGUCCAAGUGCAAGCUAUCUUUGGGCCACAAAUGUCUACUCAAACUGAUUUUGUGAUCGACUUAGGGAACAGAGUAAAAGUCCCUAUAAUUUCUCCAGCAACAAGUCCUUUACUUACAGUCAAGGAAAAUCCCUUCUUCAUCAGAGGAGCACUUCCUUCUUCCAGUCAGACUAAAGCCAUUGCAGCAAUUGUUAAAAACUAUAAUUGGAGGGAGGUUGUAGUAAUCUAUGAGGAAAGCCCCUAUGGAACCUGGUAGAUACUUCAGUAAUUGAGUCAUCAAUGCAAGGUGUUCUGGGUGUAAAAUCUUAUGUUACAAGAUCAAAUGAGCUUGACAUGUUCACCAAGAGAUGGAGAAAGAGAUUUCGUCAAGAGUAUCCAGACAUGGACCAAGUAGAACUCAAUGUUUUCGGGCUAUGGGCAUAUGAUAGCAUCACCUUAUUAGCAGAAGCAGUAGAGAAAGUGGGCACUACUGCUAUCCCAAAAUUAAAGAAACCAGACACUAGAGAGAACUUAACAGACCUAGAUGCACUUAGAACCUCAGAAGUGGGAUCUCUGCUCAUUGACUCUAUGCAAAACACAGAGCUAAAACCAGGACUAAGUGGUGAUUUCCGUAUCAUUGAUAGAGAACUGCAGCCGUACCCAUAUCAGAUUGUGAAUAUAAUCGGGAAAGGAGAGAAAGUCGUUGGAUUCUGGACAGAGAAGGAUGGCAUUUCGCAUAAACUGAAGAUGAAUGGUAAAACAGCUAAAACUAAUAAUAAGCAACUAGGGGUCAUCAUUUGGCCUGGUGAAUCUACUAUUGUUCCGAGAGGCUGGGAAAUACCCACAAGUGGGAAGAAGUUAAGGGUUGGAGUUCCAGACAAAGGAGGGCUGGAGCAAUUCAUUAAAGUGGAAAGAGAUCCAACGACACAAGCAGUAAUUACAACUGGUUUAGGGCCAGAUGUCUUCAAAGAAGUCAUCUUAUCUUUGAAAUAUGAUGUCCCUUACGAAUUUAUUCCAUUUCCAAUAGCACAUAGCCCAACUUCUCAAAACUAUGAUGAUCUUGUUCACAAGAUCAAUUCUAAGGUAAAACUAACCUCUUCAGCUGAAUAA